UGUGUUGGGAAUACAAAAUUUCAGUAAUUAAUCCUUGCCAUUUAUGAAUUCAUGCAUACAUGCAGGGUGUUCGCUCAAAAUAUAGUGAUUGCAUUAAGUCAUAUGUAAAUAAAUAAAUGUUUAUGCAUUUAGCAUACUCACAGUUUUUGUAUUUUUUUGAACAAAGCAGAUCAAACUAUGCAGGGGAAGGAAACUAGCAUAUGAACUCAAAUGCUACAGUCAGUAUGCUGAAGAUACUGCAGUAGUUACCGCUCUGAAGUUCUCUUUUGAACACCCCUAUAGCAAAGCAGUCGCGCUGGUUGACACUGAAUCGGAAUUUAUCACGGUGGAUGAGGAUUGGUUUCUGCUUCCCUGGAUCGCAAUAUCAUUCUUGUUUUUGAAUUCCAUUGGCAAAGAUGGUGCGAAGCUCAUCGAAGGUGCCAUGGUACCGAAGGAUGAAACCGUUGAGCCUGAUACUACAGUGGUUUCUCAAACGAUGAAAGGUGAAGCAGCAGGCGCCACUGCUGGUCCGGGGCAAUGUGGCGCUUGUGGCACGCAUGGUGGCAGUGACAUGGUCAUGGCAAGUGACAAGGCUGGGCAUGCUAGCUAUGGUGGCUCAGUCACUGCAAGCGCGAAGGUGGCUGAUUCUAAGUGUGGUGGUUGUGGAUCAGGCUGUGGUGGUGGAUGCGGUGUCUCUGUGGUCACCAUGAGCUACAAGAAUGGUCGUGCGAGUUGUGGCAUCAUUGCAGGCAGCAAGAAUGGCCAUAUUGAGUCUGCUGGGUGUAGAUCGGGAUGCAGCAGUUCCUGCGGUGGCAACAUGAUUAUUGAAAGCUCCAAAGAGGGGAACACCAAGUCAGGUGGCUGUGGUUCAGGAUGUGGUGGUGGAGGUUGCGGCGGCAUGGCCAUUGAAGGCUCCAAGGCUGGCAUUGCCAAGUCUAGCGGUUGCGGUUCAGGUUGUGGUCGCAGUUGCAGCGGUAUGGUGGUUGAAGGCUCCAAAACUGGCCAUGCCAAGUCAGGCGGUUGUGGCUCGGUCUAUGGUGGUGGUUGCGGCGUCAUGUUGAUCGAACACUCCAAGACUAGCUGCACCAAGUCUAGCGGUUGUGGCUCAGGUUGCGGCGGUGGUUGCAGCAGCAUGGUCAUGGACAGUGGCGAAUCUAGCACUAAAUUGAAGGGUAGGCUCAGAACAUCAAGUUUCUAAGUCUAAUUAGCAAAUGCAUUACAAUUUACAUGUUAAACACCUUACUAAAAUUGUCAACUAGUAUGUUUAGUUGAAAUAGGGUAUUUGGAGGGUAGGCUUCAGCCUAUUGAAGCCCCCCUAAUGGAAUAGCCACUGGUCAUGGAAGGCUCCAAGAUUGGCUUCGCCAAGUCAGGUGGUUGCGGUUCGGGCUGUGGCGGCGGUUGCGGUUCAGGCUGUGGGGGUGGCUGUGGCAGCAUGGUCAUUGAAGGCCCAAAGACCGCCUUCACCAAGUCAGGCGGUUGCGGUUCGUGUUGUGGCAGCGGUUGCGGUUCCGGCUAUGGCGGUGGCUGGGGCGCAAUGGUCAUUGAAGGAUCCAAGAUUGGCUUUGCCAAGUCAGGUGGUUGCGGUUCAGGCUGUG
Molecule: messenger RNA, 1574 nt
Organism: Triticum aestivum (bread wheat)
Lineage: Eukaryota; Viridiplantae; Streptophyta; Magnoliopsida; Poales; Poaceae
Product: loricrin
Exons: 2
Coding region: 422-1177 (251 amino acids)
Source: RefSeq, a predicted model, not a curated record